AUGCUAUCUAAUCGAAGUGUUCAAACUUUGGUUUCUAUUUCGAAUUCCGUGUUCCCAGAGCCGACGACAACACAAUUCGUUUCAAAAGUGGUGUUGAUGUUAUGGAAAUCGGAGAAAGAACAUAAAAGUGUUCGCGUUUUUCGUGGACAAUAAACUUUUGCAUAAAAUCGAGUAUAAAAGGAGGCCGCCCGGCUCGAAUCUCCAUCAGAAGCCUCUCUGGUUUCAAGGUAAGCUCCUCCGCCUUCGCUCUUUUCGCUUCAAGACCCCUAUUUCAGAAUGGUCGUCUUCUCGCUGGAGCUACAGGCCAUCGCUGCCGUCUCGGAACACCGUCAAGGAAGAGAGGACAGCGAUGGCGGCAUCUAA
Caenorhabditis sp. 36 PRJEB53466 is the source of this 363-nucleotide messenger RNA. The record is from the annotation of a GenBank genome assembly. NCBI's taxonomy places the organism in Eukaryota, Metazoa, Nematoda, Chromadorea, Rhabditida, Rhabditidae.